AUGUUCGGGGGAGCGGCGCCCGGGGGCAUGGACCCCUCGCAGAUGGCGAUGCUGCAGGCGCAGCUAGGCGCCGGCGGCCUCGGGGCGGCCGGGGGCCUCGGGGGCCUCGGGGGCCUCUCCGGCCUCGGGGGCCUGGCAGGCGCCGGAGGGGCGUCCUUCCCCGGCAUGCCCGGGCUCUCCGGCAUCCCCGGCAUGCCCGGGCUCUCUGGCGGCAUGCCAGGGCUCCCUGGCCUCGCCGGCGGCCUCGCCGGCCUCGGCAUGCCCGGGCUCGGCGGCGGCGGCGCUGGCCUCGGCGCGUCCAUGGCCAGCUCGGGGGUGGAGAUGUGCGGCGACUUCAGGCGAGGCGUGUGCUCCCGGGGAGACAGGUGCCGCUACUCGCACGGCGAGGCGGGAGGAGCGACGGCCGGCACGCGGAUGGCCGCGGGAGCGCUGCCCACGCCGCCGGGCGUGGAGAUGUGCGGGGACUUCCGCAGGGGCGUCUGCCAGCGCGGCGACCGGUGCCGCUACUCGCACGGGCAGGAGGCCAAGGCUGCCGCCGCAGCCGCCGCGUCAGGCCUCCCUGGCCUCGACUUCAUGAACGCGGCCGCCGCGGCGGCUGCCAGCUCCCUGAGCGGCCUGGGGGCCGGAUUGGGCGCUGGCGCCAGCGCCGUUCCCGAGCCCAAGGACGAGCCCCCCGAACGGCCCGAGCGGCCCGCCCCCCGGGAGCGGGAGCCUGCAGAGCGGCCCGGCGGCGGCUUCGGCGCCCCCCGCCGCGCGGCCGAACGAG
Molecule: messenger RNA, 766 nt
Organism: Prorocentrum cordatum
Lineage: Eukaryota; Dinophyceae; Prorocentrales; Prorocentraceae
Source: the annotation of a GenBank genome assembly